Messenger RNA from Pteronotus mesoamericanus, 549 nucleotides. RefSeq names its product interleukin 21 (gene IL21). Lineage: Eukaryota; Metazoa; Chordata; Mammalia; Chiroptera; Mormoopidae. Bases 1 to 549 code for a protein of 182 amino acids. Gene Ontology annotation, molecular function: cytokine receptor binding. The transcript is spliced from 5 exons. The record is from RefSeq and is a predicted model, not a curated record. Gene Ontology annotation, cellular component: extracellular region. Gene Ontology annotation, biological process: positive regulation of natural killer cell mediated cytotoxicity; immune response.
AUGAAUAAAUACGCAGCCCUGCUCGCAGCCUGCUCACAGUCAAACCGAGGUGGAAACGGAGACCGAGGUCCUGCUCGCCUGGCGUCUGUGAGACCCCGUCCUGGCACCAUGCAGGGCAUAGUCCUCUGCCUGAUGGUCCUCUUCUCAGGGACAGUGGCCCAAAAGUCCGGCCUCCAGGGGCAGGAUCGCCUCUUGAUUAGACUGCGCCAGCUUAUUGAUGUUGUUGAUCAGCUGAAAAAUUACGUGAAUGACUUGGACCCUGAAUUUCUGCCAGCUCCAGAAGAUGUGGAGAGACACUGCGAGCGAUCGGCGUUUUCCUGUUUCCAGAAGGCCCAGCUGAAGUCAACAAACGCAGGGGACAGGGAGCCGAAAAUCAGCGUGUUAACUAAGCAGCUGGCGCGGUCGCUGCCCCUGACCCGCGCAGGGAGAAGGCAGAAGCAGAGACAAACGUGCCCUUCAUGUGAUUCUUAUGAGAAAAAGCCACCCAAAGAGUUCCUAGAAAGACUGAAGUCGCUCAUCCAAAAGAUGAUCCACCAGCGCCUCUCCUAG